CAAAGUCCAAUCCAAAGUGGAAAGAACGGCGCAGAAGAUCCCAUAGGUUAUCAAACAGUUGAAUCCCAUCGAUUUAACAUCAUGUACGGGAACCGCUCUCUCUCUGUGCGCCAGAACCGCAGCUCCGGGGGCCGACCGGCGUCCAGCGGCGGCAGCCGGCAUGGUUUCUCGCUGUCGUCGCUGCGGGGCAGCGUCCAGCCGGAGCUCUCGAAGCGGCUGUUCCGGCUGAUCAAGUCGGAGAACAACCUGAUCAACGCGCACCAGGCGGCGGCGCGGGAGCGCACCUCGAUCGCGACGCAGCUGUCUGAGUGGGGCGAGCAGACGGGUGACGAGGCCGUCAGCGACGUCAGCGACAAGGUCGGCGUCGUGCUGUCCGAGAUUGGCGAGCAGGAGGACACGUACGCCCACGCCCUCGACGACAGCCGCGGCACCCUCAAGGCCAUCCGGAACAUUGAGAAGAGCGUCCAGCCCAGCCGCGACAACAAGGCCAAGAUCACCGACGAGAUCGCUAAGCUCAAGUCCAAGGAGCCCGAGAGCACCAGGCUAGUGGUCCUCGAGCAGGAGUUGGUGAGGGCCGAGGCCGAGAACUUGGUCGCCGAGGCACAGUUGUCCAAUGUGACCCGCCAGAAGCUCAGGGAAUCCUACGACGUCGAGUUCGCGGCGAUUAUCGAGCGCGCCGAGAAGCAGAUCAUCCUGGCUCGCCACGGGCAACGUCUGUUGAAGCUCCUCGACAUCAGCCCCUCCGUGCCAGGCGACUCCCGGCCGGCGUACGAGGGCGGAGCGCAGGCCCGGCAGAUCCUUAACGAUGCCGAGGACGACCUCCGGGAGUGGCGCCCGGAGCCGACCGACGAGGAUGCCGCCACCGUCGCCGCCACCGCUCGAGACUCGCGCCAGGAGCGAGAGCCGGAGCUGGGGCAGGGGCAAGGGCAGGUCGGCCUGGCGGCCGGCACCUACAGCAGCAAGGAGGGCAGCCGGCGCGACUCGGGAUACGCCCCGCGCGGCGGCCAGAACUACGACCCCAACCAAGACUACGAGGACGGGAGCCGGGCCUACGACUACGGCGCGGACCCCAGCGCGCAGGGCGCAUCGAGCCAAAUGAUGUCCGGCGGCGCCAGGCCCGUGGAGGAGCGGGAGGGGCGGGGGGAGGUUGUGUUUUAUGAGUUAUGGAUAAGGGUUUUCAUGGUCAUUCAUUCUCACUCGCUUCGGAAAAUAAGACGAGGGAAAUAGGGGAACCCAAAAAUUGAGGGGGUAGUCAUUCGCAUAUGGGUGGACGGGAGGGGCCAGCAACAGGUCAUAAGGAU
Messenger RNA from Phialemonium atrogriseum, 1301 nucleotides. RefSeq names its product Eisosome component PIL1-domain-containing protein. Gene Ontology annotation, cellular component: eisosome filament; plasma membrane. The record is from RefSeq and is a predicted model, not a curated record. Bases 82 to 1227 code for a protein of 381 amino acids. Gene Ontology annotation, molecular function: lipid binding. The transcript is spliced from 4 exons. Gene Ontology annotation, biological process: eisosome assembly; endocytosis. Lineage: Eukaryota; Fungi; Ascomycota; Sordariomycetes; Cephalothecales; Cephalothecaceae.